UAUCUGUGAUCCCACCCACUUCGUUUUCUGGUAAGAUCUUGGCGUCGUUGUUCGUCAUGGCGUCUAUCAAUGAAGUUGUUGCUGGAUUGGUGUAUGAUUAUUUGUUGAAAAAGGACACUUCUCUUGCACAAACAUUUAAGAAGAAGACAAAGGCAAGGCCAUUGGCAAAAGGAUCACCGAGUUUAUUCGAGGUUGUUAAAUUUUACCAAAAAACUAUACCGAAAGCUGAGUCAUCUAACUCGGAUUCAGGUUCUGAUGAAGAUGUUCCUGUCAGUACAUCAAAAGGAAAGGCUGUUUCUGCAAGAUCACAUUUCAGUUCAGAGGAAGGCGGUAGUUCAGAUGACGAUGAGCUUGAGGUUGAUCAUGAGGAUGAAGAUGAUGACGACGAGGAUGAUGAUGAUGAUGAUGAUGACGGUGAUGUUGAUGACUCACAAGUAUUAUCAAAUGAAGCAGAAGCUGAUUCUGAUGGUGCCAGAGAUGCUUUAGACGUGGAACAAGGCGGCUCUUCAUCUGAAGAGUCGGCAGAAACCAAGCCCGUUACUAAGAAGAGAAAGAAUGUGUUUGUUGAGGACAAAGAAGAGGAUACUAAACACAAAAGUAAAAAACAAGCUGCUAAGCCCUCUUCUGUAAAUGGAGCAGAAAAGGAUGACAGUAAAGAUGAAGGAAGAAAUGAAGAGAGAAGGAAUUCCUGGGAGGAUAGGAGAGGCUCAUUUCGUGGUAGAGGUGGAUUUAGAGGAGGUAGGGGUGGUUCCUGGGGCCAGGAUAGGGGAGGGCGCGGCUUCCGAGGUGGCCGAGGAGGGUUCCGGGGUAGUCGAGGGGGCUUCCGUGGUGGCCGAGGGGGUUUCAGGUACAGUGAUGGUGGAGAUGGUUUCAGAGGUGGAAGAGGAGGCGGUUUCAGGGGAAGAGGUGGUCGUGGAGGUCAGAGAGGAGAAUUUAGAAAGAGUUUUGAUGGUAAAAGUGGCCAGGGAGAUUUCAGGAAUAGUGAAAAGGAUGGUGGAUUCCAGAAGGACUCUCAGCAGCAAGGAAAGCAAGAAAAUUAAGAUUUAAGAUAGGUGCUCGAGGUUGUUGGGGAGAACAUUCUAACCAUGAUAUGAAGUUCACACAAGAACUGUUUCUUGGCAUAAAAAAAUAAAGAAAGGAAUGUGAAAGUUAACUUGGAGGUCAGAGUUUUGUGAGAAUUUAUUUUAAUUUGAUUUUACAAGAUUGGUUCUGCCAGUUGCGAUGUUUCAUAACUGAAACAAAUCUUGUAUUAGUGGCAGGUGUGGACUACCAUGAAUGCAUAAGAUGAUACAGUCAUGUUUAUAAGUAUCAGAAUGUAUUUGUGUUCCUUCCAGUCUCAAAAGUGGGAUAUCCUUUUCUUUUAUAAAAAUGUGAACUACCGUAACCUCAGUGGUACUCGAUCAGCUAUGACAAAUUUGUAACACUGGGUGUUAUGUAUUGGAAAUAAAACAUACUUAUGUUUU
Molecule: messenger RNA, 1463 nt
Organism: Zootermopsis nevadensis
Lineage: Eukaryota; Metazoa; Arthropoda; Insecta; Blattodea; Termopsidae
Source: RefSeq, a predicted model, not a curated record